Molecule: messenger RNA, 2034 nt
Organism: Numida meleagris (helmeted guineafowl)
Lineage: Eukaryota; Metazoa; Chordata; Aves; Galliformes; Numididae
Gene: RAB7A
Product: RAB7A, member RAS oncogene family
Exons: 6
Coding region: 165-788 (207 amino acids)
Biological process (GO): phagosome-lysosome fusion; endosome to lysosome transport
Cellular component (GO): late endosome; lysosome; phagocytic vesicle
Molecular function (GO): GTP binding; GTPase activity
Source: RefSeq, a predicted model, not a curated record
GAUGACGUCAGUGACACCGGGCGGACCCCGUGACCGGAAGUUGUCAGGGGGAGGCGGAAGUGAAAGCGGGGAGGCGGUUGGGCCCGAUAAAGCCGACCGAGACGAGCGGGGGAGGGACAGCGAGGUUCGGGCGCGCGCUGUGCCACACGUAUCACGUUUAAAAGAUGACUUCUAGGAAGAAAGUGUUACUGAAAGUCAUCAUCCUCGGAGACUCUGGGGUGGGGAAGACAUCACUCAUGAACCAGUAUGUGAACAAGAAAUUCAGUAACCAGUACAAGGCUACGAUAGGUGCAGACUUCCUGACAAAAGAGGUCAUGGUGGAUGACAGGCUAGUGACAAUGCAGAUAUGGGAUACAGCAGGCCAAGAACGAUUCCAGUCUCUGGGAGUUGCCUUCUACAGGGGAGCAGACUGCUGUGUGCUGGUGUUUGAUGUCACAGCCCCUAACACGUUCAAAACCCUUGACAGCUGGAGGGACGAGUUUCUCAUUCAGGCCAGUCCAAGGGAUCCUGAGAACUUUCCCUUUGUUGUCCUGGGAAACAAGAUCGACCUAGAAAACAGACAAGUCACCACAAAACGGGCACAAGCCUGGUGCUACAGUAAAAACAACAUCCCCUACUUUGAAACCAGUGCCAAGGAGGCCAUUAACGUGGAACAAGCUUUCCAGACGAUUGCACGAAAUGCACUUAAACAGGAAACCGAAGUGGAGCUUUACAACGAAUUCCCCGAACCCAUCAAACUAGACAAGAACGACCGAGUGAAGGCUUCUGCGGAGAGCUGCAGCUGCUGAGGGAAGAGGGAGGGGUUGAGCACAGUCCUUCACAAACAAAUAUCACACUUAGGCCUUCAAACACACAGCCCCUCUUCUGUGUUUAAAAGCAAAAUUAAACAAAAUUCCAUCUCCAGCUGCCAAAAUCCACCCAUCUCCCAUGAGCAUCUGAGAGCCCAGCACUUCAGAGCUCACAUCCCCGCACCAUCCACAUCACACUUCAUGGUAACAGACCUUUCUCUUAGUUUAAAAUGGAAAUUCUUAUGUAUGUUUGGAACUGAAUCUAAUUCCGGGUGUCCAAUGGAGAGAAACUGUUUACAGGUAAUCUGUGUAACAAGUUACAUACAUUUUUAACUGUCUUGUGUUUCCCCCCCCCGUGAAGGCUGCAACUGGAAAGGCUGAUUACCCAUAGUUCAUUGCAAGCUCAGCACUCAGUCUAACUAGGUUGAGUUUUGUAUGUAUCUCUGUUAAUGCUUGUUACUUUUAACUAAUCAGAUCUUUUUACAGUAUCCAUGUAUUAUGUAAUGCUUCUUUAGGAGAAAUCUUAUAGUACAUGUUAAUAUAUGCAACCAAUUAAAAAUGUAUAAAUUAGUGUAAAAUUCCUGAAUUACAUGUUCAAGUACUGAAACACAGAUUGUGUAGGAAGUGAGGAGGACACUUGUGAACUGUGGUGUGCUAACGACACAGAGUCCAGAUAGAGGCAGUAUUCUGUACAGUAGAGAUGAACUAUGUCAGUUGUCUUGUUCUGAGGCCAAGAGGCUUUAUCUUCUGGAAAAUCUGUCUGGCUACCUUGUAUCUAAAUUCUCAGAUUUGCAUAACAGCAUUGACAUGCACACUGGAUUAUUGGGUUUAAAAUUAAAUACAGCUAUGAAACGACCUCACUGUUCACUUCCCCUCCUGCUUAACUCCUAAUGUCCUGGAGCGAGUCUGAGAAGGAGCCAGAGCUGGGGUGCUCCAGUGGUUCUCUGUGCUGUGGAAGGAGCUCCUCUCCCACCUGGGUUGUGGUAGCUGUUUCUCAUUGAAUGACCCGGACUAUGAAUCUUCCCUUUCUUCUUACUGACUGCUAAUCUGGAUUUUUUGGUAUGGGAAAAACUUGGCAAUCUAGUCCCUCUUCUCUCUUCCUUUCUUCCUGGUAUUUGUUCUUGCGUUUGUAGCUUGCUUAAAUGGAGCCCUUCUACCUGUUUUCCAGAGGUCUACAUUCUAGUACGUAGGCUGAGCUCUUAUGUAAAGAGACAAACAUGAUGCCAAUAAACUAAACAAGAACAAA